AUGUCUGACCAGGCCAAGCCCCAGCCGUUGCGGCCUUUGCUCCCGGCACCAAAAGCCUCACAGCCUGCUCCUCCUCCUCUUUCUCCAGCACGCUUCCUUCCAGCUCAAUCAUCAGCCAAGAAGCGUCUACCGAGUACCAAGGUUGCUUGUAACGCUUGUCGGUCCAAGAAAAAAGCAUGUGACGGCAAACGCCCUUCGUGUAAGGCGUGUACAGAGCUGAAAACACAAUGUGUCUAUAUCAGCGCUAAUGAGACGGAGACAGCCGCUAUGGCUUUAAAGAGGGAAAAUCAAAUGCUCCGAGAAAUGUUGAGCCAGCUCACGGCAAUGCCGGAUGAUGUUGCCCACCAGACAUUGAAGAAGCUCAAGUUCGCCGUCGACCCUUACGCUGCUCUUCGCGCGAUAAGGCCGUCGGGGCCAAGGGAUGCCCGAGAGAUCCUGCCUCAUAUCUCGUCCAAUGUCGAGUUUGAACUCACGCGACGCCAUCCCAUCUUGUAUCCCCAGACUCGGAGAUUAGGUCGUCUCGAGAUGCCCGAGGAUGUCGACUCUAGGCCUUCCAAACUCGCUCGGGUUGAGGACGCAUCCGAAGAGGGUUCAAUUCUCGAGGACCGCCGAGCACCGGAAUACCCUACUGUGGCUGAAGACCUGGAAGAUGAUCCCUCUACAGCCUCUCCAAGGCCUUCUCGAGCAUUUGACUCGGCCUUCUUUGUUCCACCAAUGGGCCCUAUUCCUCCGCCGACACCGCGCAUUCGCAACGAGCCUCGCCUGAAAGAUUUGAACAUUGCCUUCUGGACCGUAGUACCCAUCAGUAAUCAGGACGCAGCAGAAGUCAUCUCUCUAUAUCUUGAAACAGAUCAUCCGAUAUUGGGCUUGUUCGAUGCUGAUCUGUUCCUGGACGACUUGGUCUCCGGUGAAGUUCGGUACUGCUCUUCACUCCUCGUCAAUGCUCUGCUUGCUUUCGCUUGUCAAGCAUAUGCGGCAAAGCAACCUGAAGCGUCUCGGUGGAGUCAAGAGCUGGAAGACGAGUCAAAUAAGCUCUGGCAUGCGCAAAACGAUGAUACCUUGCCUACCAUUGCAGCUCUCACCUUCUUGAUUCAGUCCAGCGGCUGUAAUGGUAAUGGUGAACUCAAUGUCAAGUUUGUCAAAGAUACAGUAGCUAUGGCGAAGCGUCUGAGACUCUUUGGGUGUCCCGAUGCAUAUACCUUUGUAGACCUAAAUCGUCUCUCGGAAUCACAGGCUAGGGCAACAGCUCAAGUCGCCUGGGGAGUUUUCAACACUCUGAGUAUGACGGCCCAGUUCUGUUUACCAGCGACUACUGAGUACCCUCCGACUCUUCCCAUCCCAGGUAAAGCUAGGCUAGGGAAAUCAACACCCGGGUCUGAGCACGAGCGUAACAGCAGCGCGAAUAGUACAGCGCCCUCCUCAGACUCGGAUGCUCGUUCCCAGUCUCGAAAUCACACCAAGAGAGGGCGAUCUCCUGCCAUAUCAGACACUUUCGCCGCCUUUUGCGAACUAUGGGUCAUUUCCUCUCAAAUCACUUGGGUUUAUCAGCACGAUACCAGUCCAGGUCAUUCAUCCCAAGCUUUUGCAUUGGAGAAGUACAGCAAACUACUGUCUUGGGCAGAUAGUUUGUCUGAAAGUAUGGAACGUAACGAGCACAGCCCAUCUCAUGUGCUUACCUGCCACAUGUGGUUCCACGGGACUGUGCUCUACCUCUUCAGGCCGUUCAUCCCAAACGACAAACAGCAUGGCUUCAAAUUCUGGUCACCGUCAGCCGACCAGAUACCUGCCUUUUUUGCGGCCUCCGUCGAGCAGCUCAAAGACCUCGUCGAGGUGUACGCGUUGUACCCGGAAUCGACGUACAGCAUCUUCGGGCACACUGCUCUCAUCCAUGUAGCCAACGCCGUAGCUAGCGACAUAACGAAUCCAGAGUGGCGACCCUACUUCCUCAGCUGCAUCCGCGCCUACCAGGCCCUGUACAGCUCAUUUACCGUUGCCGAAGUGAUUGCUGGUGGUCUCCUUUCCAUGGUUGUCAGGAAGGGGGGCAUGGACAUGACGGAAGCCCUAGGGCUGCUGGAGGAUCUCAGAUCUCGCAAGGGACCCAGAGCGGGCGGUCGGGCGACUGGUAUGUUUGUGACUGAUCUCGACCUCGCUGUGACGGACCGCGAGGCGGCGAGGGUUGAUCGUUUGAUUGAAAACUUUGAAGAGAUGACUAUCUUGGAUGAGUUUACUCAAGGUGUCAUCUGA
Messenger RNA from Colletotrichum acutatum, 2244 nucleotides. RefSeq lists its product as uncharacterized. The record is from RefSeq and is a predicted model, not a curated record. Gene Ontology annotation, biological process: DNA-templated transcription; regulation of DNA-templated transcription. Lineage: Eukaryota; Fungi; Ascomycota; Sordariomycetes; Glomerellales; Glomerellaceae. The transcript is spliced from 5 exons. The coding region runs from base 1 to 2244 and encodes 747 amino acids. Gene Ontology annotation, molecular function: DNA-binding transcription factor activity, RNA polymerase II-specific; DNA binding; zinc ion binding.